Molecule: messenger RNA, 792 nt
Organism: Aspergillus fumigatus Af293
Lineage: Eukaryota; Fungi; Ascomycota; Eurotiomycetes; Eurotiales; Aspergillaceae
Product: putative GPI anchored protein
Exons: 2
Coding region: 1-792 (263 amino acids)
Source: RefSeq, a predicted model, not a curated record
AUGCUUCUCUCGCUUGUUACUGUCAUAUCCGUCUUCCAGCUGGCGAUCGCCACCAACCUCAACCCCCCGAUCCUCUAUUCCCGCCACGCCGCACAAGAAGGGUCUCUUGAGAAACGCGAAACCUGCGAAGAUGGCUCCCGGUGUCUGUUGGGAUCAUGCUGCGGCGACGGAUGCGCCUUGAACUGCUGCGCGUUGGACAACGGCGGCUGUAAGCCCUUCCCUUCCUUUCCCCCCCCCCCCCCCCCUUCCUCUCCACUACUGAGUAGACUAAUGAGUGACGGCCAUCUACAGUGGGCUGCGGAAUCACCGAACGGUGCCAGUUCCGCGGGAAUGUGUUUGUCGGGUGUUGUGGGAAUCUCCUGGGGUAGGGUCGUUUCGUUCCUUCUUUUCAAGCUGGUGCUGACGGCGCAGGGGCUGCACGGGCGAGGCGACGCAUGUCACGGUCCACACGCCCUACUCGACUGUGACGCUCGGGGCGCCGACGGAUGCGAGGACUACGCGUACGAGUACGAGGACGACUACGACGACGACGGAGCAGAUGUUUACUGCGAUUUCGGUGACGAAAAGCGCGACUGCGACUGCGACUGCCACUGCCACUGCCACUGCAACCGGGUCAAGAAGCACGACCACGAGGGAGACACAAGUGUAGCGGCCGAGACCACGUCUAGUACUAGCCACCGUAGUGCCGCGACCACGGCAGCAUUCUCGCCGAAUAACAACGGAGCCUCUGCUAUGGGAGUGGAAGCGCCCGUUCUGGCUGGGAUGGUUGCGUUGGGUGCGGUUUUGUUGUGA